AUGUUGGAAGUAGGAGGAUACACAACUCAGAAGGAGCUGAAGGUGACAUCCUCACUUGCUGAGGCUGUGUGUGUGCUGGAAAUGCGCUCCUGGAUUGUGGGCAGAAAAGAGCGGAAGAAAGUCGGAUCAUAUCCCAUACUUUUGUCCAGUCGGCUAUUGAUUCGGGAGAUAUCCGGCGAAGCGGCACAGGUUUCUUCCAGCAGCAUUUGA
This is a messenger RNA of Histoplasma mississippiense, 210 nucleotides long. RefSeq lists its product with no specific name. The record is from RefSeq and is a predicted model, not a curated record. NCBI's taxonomy places the organism in Eukaryota, Fungi, Ascomycota, Eurotiomycetes, Onygenales, Ajellomycetaceae. Bases 1 to 210 code for a protein of 69 amino acids. The transcript has 5 exons.